Molecule: messenger RNA, 423 nt
Organism: Fusarium tjaetaba
Lineage: Eukaryota; Fungi; Ascomycota; Sordariomycetes; Hypocreales; Nectriaceae
Exons: 3
Coding region: 1-423 (140 amino acids)
Source: RefSeq, a predicted model, not a curated record
AUGGAUAUUGCAGAACAAGCAGCUGAGAUCAGAAGCAACUGGAUCUUCUUUGUUUCUGCUGACCCAGUUCUUCUACGAGGCUGUCUUCUUGCGGCAUGUCGAUACUUGGCUCAGGUUGAGCUCCGUAAUGACCUUCGGAAGGGACUUUCAUCGCGGACUCUUCCGUCGCGUCGGAAUGCGGUUGCAAUGACCACGGUUCUAGCGCUUGACGAGAUUACCUGUGGAGAUCACCUUGUCGCUGCAAAACAUGUACUGGGCGCCAUGAAGAUGGUUGAAGACGCCGGUGGGCUCGAAUGUCUUGGGCUGAAUCAUCUUGUCCGCUAUGUCCUCUACAACCUCAUGUUCGGCAAGCGACUAUCAGAAUGGGAUAUGGAUCUACAACUGGCCUCAACACUCAUGACGCCAGACUCAAUACUGCCCUAA